AUGAGUAAAUAUACAGGAAUAGGUAUUGGAAUAGAUUUAGGUACAACAUAUUCAUGUGUUGGUAUUUGGGAAAAUGAUCGAGUAGAAAUUAUAGCAAAUGAUCAAGGAAAUAGAACAACACCAUCAUAUGUUGCAUUUACUGAUACAGAAAGACUUAUUGGAGAUGCAGCAAAGAAUCAAAUUGGAAUGAAUGUUAAGAAUACAGUAUUUGAUGCGAAAAGAAUGAUAGGAAGAAGAUUUAGUGAACCAAGUAUUCAAAAAGAUAUGAAACAUUGGUCAUUUAAAGUAGUUGAUGAUGGACAUGAUAAACCAAUAAUUGAAGUAGAAUAUAAAGGAGAAAUUAAAAGAUUUACACCAGAAGAAAUAUCAUCAAUGGUAUUAACUAAAAUGAAAGAAACAGCAGAAACAUUUAUUGGAAAAGAAGUAAAGAUGCAGUUAUUACAUGUCCAGCAUAUUUUAAUGAUUCACAAAGACAGCUACUAA
Molecule: messenger RNA, 483 nt
Organism: Entamoeba dispar SAW760
Lineage: Eukaryota; Evosea; Mastigamoebida; Endamoebidae
Product: heat shock protein, putative
Exons: 1
Coding region: 1-483 (160 amino acids)
Biological process (GO): cellular response to unfolded protein; protein refolding
Cellular component (GO): cytoplasm
Molecular function (GO): ATP binding; misfolded protein binding; ATP-dependent protein folding chaperone
Source: RefSeq, a predicted model, not a curated record